AUGAAGUUUGGAUGUAUAUUGGAGACUAGGGUAAAGGAAAAGAAAGCCGAGAAGAUAUUGAGUUCAGAGUUUAGAGAUUGGUCUGCUAUAACUAACUACGAGCAUAGCGGAGGAGGUCGGAUCUGGCUGCUCUGGAGGGAAAGAGUUUGUAUGACUCCGGUUUUCAAAACGGAUCAACUGAUCACUUGUUCUGUUGUGUUACAAGAUGAGGAGGAGUUCUUAUGCUCUUUUGUAUACGCAAGCAAUGAGGUAGAAGGUAGGAAGGUGCUGUGGGAAGAUCUUUGUCAUCACUCUAACUCACCCAUGUUUCGCAACAAAGCGUGGAUGAUUAUGGGAGAUUUCAACGAAAUUCUUGAAGGAGAUGAGCAUUCUGGGUUCUCAAAUCUGGCAAGUCUACCGAAUGGCAUGGGAGAUUUUCAGCAGAUGGUACUCCACUGUCAACUCUCUGAUAUGGGUUACCAAGGUCCGAAGCUCACUUGGUGUAACAAGAGAGAAGAAGGACUAAUCUGUAAGAAACUCGACCGGGUAUUGUUAAAUGAUGUGGCGCUGCACAGAUUCACUGGCGCUUACUCCGUGUUCGAACCGGGAGGUUGUUCUGAUCACAUGAGAUGUAAGAUUCAGCUGAUUCAGCCUAAGGAGAAAAUUCAGCGGCCUUUCAAAUACGUCAAUGCCAUAGGGAGACUACCCAACUUUCUUCCUAUGAUACAUGCAUAUUGGGACUCGACUGAGAAGAUGUUUCACUCCACAUCGGCAAUGUAUCGUUUUUCAAAGAAGCUUAAGAACCUGAAGCCUCUUAUCAGGGAUCUAGGCAGAGAGAAGCUUGGUAACCUCUCCAAAAUAUCGGAAGAAGCACAUGUCAUCCUCUGUGAGAAGCAGAAGCUAACCUUAUCUGCUCCUAGUACCGAGGCGAUCCAGGAGGAAGCAGAGGCUUAUGAGAAGUGGCUUCAUGUAGCGGAGUUAGAGGAGGAUUUCCUAAAGCAGAAAUCUAAACUGCAUUGGUUGGAGGUGGGAGACCAGAACAAUAUGAACUUCUAUAACUCCAUUCGAACAAGACAAGCACAAAACACCAUGCGGGAGAUCAAGUGCCCUGAUGGAAGUGUGGCUAAAAGUCAUUCCGAGAUCAAGACUGAGGCAGAAAGAGGAUUGGAGGCGGAGGUCUCAGCGGAGGAGGUCAAGGGGGUGCUGUUCGCUAUGCCCUCUUAUAAAUCCCCAGGUCCUGACGGCUUCUCCAGUGAAUUUUACAAGACUGCUUGGUCUGUGAUAGGUGAGGACUUUAGAGUUGCAGUCCAAUCUGUGUUCAAGAUGAGUUUCCUCCCCAAAGGAGUUAACUCAACCAUCCUAGCCCUUAUACCCAAGAAGACAAAGGCUUUGGAGAUGAGGGACUAUAGACCCAUUGCGUGUUGCAAUAUGAUCUAUAAAGUAGUGUCGAAAAUCCUUGCUAAUCGUCUCAAGGUAAUUCUCCCGAGGAUAAUUCUAGCCAACCAGUCUGCGUUUGUGAAAGGAAGGCUAUUUAUGGAAAAUGUACUACUGGCCUCUGAGAUUGUGAAAGAUUACCACAAGGAUUCGAUCUCCCCACGGUGUGCGAUGAAACUCGACAUUUCAAAGGCUUUUGACUCCGUCCAAUGGUAUUUUCUUCUCAACUGUCUAGCUGUAAUGGGGUUCCCUAGCAAGUUUAUCCACUGGAUCAGGCUAUGCGUCACCUCCCCUUCGUUCUCGGUUCAAGUUAAUGGCGAUCUUGCCGGGUACUUUCAAACUGCAAGAGAUAAGAAGUUUGCCCUUCACCCCGGCUGUCAGUCCAUUGCUCUCACACACCUUUGUUUCGCUGACGACCUCAUGGUGUACGUAGAAGGGACCAAGGAGUCAGUAGAAGGAGUACUCUUGGUAUUUGACGAGUUCGCAGUAUGGUCGGGCCUUUCUAUCAGCCUGGAAAAAUCUACUAUCUACUUGGCAGGCACUGCAGAAGGGGAAAAGCGAAGGAUCUUGACAGAUUUCCCUUUUGCGGAGGGAGAGCUCCCUGUUCGGUAUUUGGGUCUUCCUCUUCUAACUCAAGCUAUGAAAAACAAGACUAUCUACCUCUCCUUGAGAAGAUCAGAGGUCGUAUUUCCACCUGGACGAGCCAUUUUCUCUUCUAUGCGGGCCGGUGCAUUUCGACUCCCAAGCAGUUGCAUCAAGGAGAUAGAGCAGCUAUGCUCUGCGUUCCUUUGGACUGGGCCGCAGUUGAAGUCCACAGGUGCAAAAGUCGCAUGGACAGAGGUCUGUAAGCCUAAGUCUGAAGGUGGGUUGGGGAUCAGACCUCUAAAAGAAGUGAAUCAGGUCUAUGGUUUGAAGCUCAUAUGGAGAAUGUUCACGGGUAAGUCUCUUUGGGGCAAAUGGAUUCAAACCAAGCUUCUAAAAACGAAAAGUUUCUGGGAGAUCAGUGGGAAAACCCAAGCUGGAUCUUGGAUAUGGAGGAAGAUACUGAAGUUGAGAGAGGUGGCAAAGAGUUUUCACACGAAGGCAGUGGGUAAUGGUCGACAUACCUCAUUCUGGUAUGACAAGUGGUCUGGUUUGAGCGUGUUGUCUGAUUUAUUGGGUGAUCGAGGCACAAUUGUUAUGGGAAUUAGGAAAGCAGCCACAGUGGAGGAUGCCUUUCAGUCACUACAGAGGAAAAGACGACAUCGUGGAUCCGUCCCCAAUGACAUUGUUAAGGAAUUGGAGAUUAUCAAAGCAAAGCAACUGAAUGACGCGGAGGAUGUUGAUCUGUGGAGGUGGAGCUCAGGGUUUAAACCAAAGUUCUCAACCCGCGAGACUUGGACGCUAUUGAGAGAGCCUACUGCACAAUGCCCUUGGGAGAGGAGUGUUUGGUUCCCUCAGGCCACUCCAAAGUUCUCCUUCAUGACUUGGAUUGCGAUGAGAGACAAGCUAUCUACAAUGGAUCGUGUAGCUAGUUGGAGUCAAGGAGUAGAUACCACAUGUGUCCUGUGCAAAUCUGUUCCUGAAACGAGAAACCAUCUCUUCUUUGAGUGUAGUUUCUCCUCGAAGAUAUGGGAUCACCUUACUAAAGGGAUACUUCAACACUCUUACACUCAGGACUGGGCGGGUAUUGUAGGGCUGGUCUCUGACUCGAGAAUGGUAAAGAAGAAGCUCUUCUGUCUUCGAUAUGCAUUCCAAGCGGCUCUAUACACGCUUUGGAGAGAGCGUAACAAGCGGAGACAUGGAGAACAGGGGACGCCUAUACAAGUCUUGAAAAAACUGUUGGAUAAAGCCGUCCGCAAUAAGCUCAGCAUUGUACAGACUAAAGACCUGAAGGGACUAGAUGGUCUUCUUCAAUUCUGGUUUGAGACUAGAAUGUAA
Messenger RNA from Brassica napus (rape), 3333 nucleotides. RefSeq lists its product as uncharacterized. Lineage: Eukaryota; Viridiplantae; Streptophyta; Magnoliopsida; Brassicales; Brassicaceae. The transcript has 4 exons. Bases 1 to 3333 code for a protein of 1110 amino acids. The record is from RefSeq and is a predicted model, not a curated record.